UUACAAUAGUUUGGUGUAUCAAAAUGUGGUGCUAUACGUUCAUUAUUUCACUUUUAUUAAUUAAUUAUGUUAAUUGUAUCGAUUACGGUUCUUACAAACACAAAUCCGAAUACGUGACAGUUCGGGAAGGUGCUCAUAUGUUUUACUGGCUUUUCUAUACUACGGCACCCGUAGAACACUAUACUGAAAGACCCUUGAUAGUAUGGCUGCAAGGUGGCCCUGGUGGGUCCUCUACAGCGACUGGGAACUUUAAUAUAUUGGGACCACUUGAUCUAAGUCUUCAAGAGAGAAACUACACUUGGGUGAAAAACUUUAACGUCCUCUUUGUGGAUAAUCCAGUUGGUACCGGCUUCAGUUACGUGGAGGAUUUGUCAUUAUUGACAGUAACCAAUGAAGAAAUAGCACAGGAUUUCGUUACCUUGCUUAGAGGCUUUUAUUCAUCAAAUCCGGAAUUUGAAGACAUUCCUUUGUAUAUUUAUGGACAAUCAUAUGGUGGAAAGAUGGCCAUCGAUAUGGGUAUACAAGUUCACGAGGCAGAAGUCCAAGGUUUCCUUAAAUCGAAUCUCUCCGGUAUAGCAAUGGGUAACGCGUGGAUAUCUCCUGUGGACUCCACUCUCAAGUGGGGCUCGCUAUUAUUAGCAGCCGGAUUGGUAGACCAAGAAGGUUAUGAACAUAUACAAACUGAGGCCAGAGAAGCUGAAAGAUUGUUCAACGAAGGCCAAUAUGUCAAUUCUACACUACAAUGGGCUGCAACUCAAAGGGCAGUAUUUAAUCGCACAACUUCUGUUGAUUUUUAUGAUAUACUCACAAAAAUGCCAGUAUCAGCGCCGGACACAAGAAGUGCUAUAGAGCAAGCAAGAGACAUGAUGAUAUACGACUCACCUUAUGUGUCAAACACCGAGCGUAAUGAAGAAUGGAAUUUAGGCAAUCUGAUGAAUACUCUAGUAAAAGAACUGCUUGAGAUUCCGGAAAAUGUGACCUGGGGUUCGCAGUCAGAUGCCGUAUUCGAUGCUUUGAGAGGAGAUUUCAUGAAACCAGUGGUCAAAGGAAUUGAGAAACUGUUGAACGAAACGAAUAUUAUUCUGACCAAGUAUAACGGAAACCUCGAUCUGAUUUGUUCUACACCAGGUCAAAUACUGUGGGUAGAUCGUUUGCAAUGGGACGGUGCUGAAGAGUACCGGAAUGCACCUCGCCUUCCUAUUUGGGAAGAUAACAGACUAGAAGGCUAUUAUAAGUCAUACGGCAACUUCAGAUUCUUUUGGAUUAAUUAUGCAGGACAUAGUGUACCAAGGGACAAUCCUGCUGGGACCAACGCUUUCCUGCGAGAUAUGACUUCCUUCGGAUAAUAUUAUUAAUAAAUUACAUUUUAAGUAUAUAGGUACAUCAAUUUUAAUUGAACCCAAAGUUUCUCAGCUUUUCUGUAUUACAUACGUAUAGAUAGACCUUCCUUUUGAAUCACUCCAUCUAUUACUGAAAACAACAUUAAUCCGUUACGGAGUUUAAGCGUACAGACAGAAACCUUUUAUAAGAAUAGUGAUGCUGAUAGAAAAUUAUUAUGUGGUAAUCCUUGAGUUCUGGCAUAUAUGGAUAUUGUUCAUACCAAUGAUCAAUAUUGUUAGAAAAUAUAGUACACACGCGCACGUGUUUAUGAAAAUAAAUUUGUUAUAAUUAUAUUUGUUAUUUUUCAUAUGUAGAUACUAGCACAGAUAUUUAUAACACUAGUUAAUAACGGAACAUUAUAUAUACCUACACGUUUCACUUUAUUGAAUAUCGUGUACCCAACGUGGAAAGCAGUAAAAAGCUAAAUAGAAAUAUUACUCUGAAAGUGAAAUCAUCUAACUUUAUUUUAUUUCUAUUAAUUUGAUUAGAAAUGAAAAAUAUCUAUGAAAUUCUUAUACAUUUGUCAUAUAUUAAUAUUUAUAUAAACAAAUGCAUACUUUAUGAUCAAAUAAUUUACAAACUAUAUCAUUAUUAAAAAGUAUGUAUAUAGAGAUUUAAAUUUAUUUAAACGAUAAUAAUAAGUCUAUCAGUCAGGUUAGUCACAAUGUACCUAAUUGUAACUACACUAUAAUAAAUCAUAGUUAUUUGGUAAUUACUCAGAAAUAUAUCUGCUUAUAUAUAUUCUUCAUAAAUAAUAGUUAAGUAAAAUUACAAUGUACGCUACAUA
Messenger RNA from Achroia grisella, 2167 nucleotides. Its product is annotated as retinoid-inducible serine carboxypeptidase-like. The transcript is spliced from 9 exons. Gene Ontology annotation, molecular function: serine-type carboxypeptidase activity. The record is from RefSeq and is a predicted model, not a curated record. Lineage: Eukaryota; Metazoa; Arthropoda; Insecta; Lepidoptera; Pyralidae. Gene Ontology annotation, biological process: proteolysis. Bases 24 to 1346 code for a protein of 440 amino acids.